Medicago truncatula (barrel medic) is the source of this 1203-nucleotide messenger RNA. RefSeq names its product pentatricopeptide repeat-containing protein At1g12775, mitochondrial. Gene Ontology annotation, molecular function: mRNA binding; protein binding. The transcript has a single exon. NCBI's taxonomy places the organism in Eukaryota, Viridiplantae, Streptophyta, Magnoliopsida, Fabales, Fabaceae. The coding region runs from base 1 to 1203 and encodes 400 amino acids. The record is from RefSeq and is a predicted model, not a curated record.
AUGACAGUACAAACAACAAUGUUGUCAAGGUUAAUAAGGUACUAUGCUUCCUCUUCUGUCUCUAUUAUUUCCAAAAACAACAACAAAUUGUUUCCUCCUUCUUGUCCUUGUGUUUCAUACCUUCGUUCCUUCUCCUCAAAUUCAACAACAUCCUCUGUUUUUGGAGAAAUUAUAAAAAAUCUCCGAAAUUCUCCCCCAGUUACAACAUCAUCAUCCUCCUCUAAGUCUAACAAUAUUAAUCCUAUGGUUGUUAUCUCAUGCGAGCUUACAGGUAUGGCUGUUUCACAGUUCAAAUCCAUGCUAUCUACUAGUACUAGGGGUCUCUAUUCCAUAUCUGAUUAUAACUACAUUUUAUCUUCCCUUAGCUCCCAGGGUUUGUCUGAUACUAUUCUUAGACUUGGUCGUCUGUGGGACGAAUCCCAAACCCAUAAUAAUGUUUUCCCAAACGUUGAUACUUGGAAAAUCCUCAUCGACUGUCAUUGUGCCACUGGUAACAUGUCCUCGGCUUUCUGUCUAUUCCACAAUAUCAUUAAAGCCGGUCAUCGUCCUACUGCUUCCACUUUGAAUUAUCUUUUACAAGGUUUAUGUGAUAGAGGCCAGAUUUCUAAAGCAAUUAUGUUUUUUAAUUACUCCAUCUUAAAGGGUUUUGAGUUGGACGAUUGUAGUUAUGAUAUUCUAAUUCAUUGUUUAUGUGGGAUAGGAGAAAUUAAAAUGGCCACACACUUGUUGAGACAGCGACCAUGUGAACAUGAUACUGUUACUUGUUUUGUUCGCCUCAUGGUGGUGUAUGCAAAAGUCAUAUCUAGGCUCUGCGAAGAUAGACUUGUAAACGAAGCCUAUGCUUUAUUUUCUGAAAUAGUUGUUAAGAACAAACGAGUUAUGCGUAAUCGUGGCUUGCAUCACCGUCUAAUCUAUGGCUAUUGCAUCACCGGUCAAUUUAAACAAGCAAUUGCCAUGUUUAGAGAAUUGAAGGCAAUAGAAAACAUCAACACAAGUACUUGUAUUCCCACUUUAGAAUUAGGUACAGAACAUGAGGUCAAAGCUGCUAAACGAGCCUUGUGUGUGCUGAUAAAACGUGGUGUCCAACCUCAUCUCGCUAGCUAUCAAUCUGUGGUUGGUGGACUAUACAAAGGUGGAAGAGUUAAGGUUGCAAGAAAAGUGGAAGAGCUGAGUUUGCAAUUUUGCAAACCUUUUCUGGAAUAA